Molecule: messenger RNA, 1295 nt
Organism: Paramecium sonneborni
Lineage: Eukaryota; Ciliophora; Oligohymenophorea; Peniculida; Parameciidae
Source: the annotation of a GenBank genome assembly
UUAUUAACAAAACAAUAUUUUAUUUAUUAUGGCAUUAAUUCAUAAUCAAAAUGAUAUCUAGAACAUGUUUAGCAAAGCUGGUAAAAUCACUUCAGAAAAAUACAUUGUUUUUCAAAGAAAAGAGGAAAUUAUAAACAACAGACCUAGAUAUUUUAAUACCAAAUCUUAAUCAGUUGCAUCUCCAGAAGAAAUCAAUCUUUAACCUGAAAAGAAGAUUCCUGAAAUCACAAAUAAAAAGACAGAACAAAUUACAGAUGCCGAACUUGUCUAACGCAAAAAUUAACUCAAACUUUCUUAGCCCUUCUCUAAAUAACUCUCUCGAUAAGUUGGACAUUAUACUAAAUUAAGUAAUGAUAAUAAACCAUCUUGUGGAUAAUACCAUGUUAAAUUUAGCGAAUUAGAUAAGUAAAUUUAAUUAUCAUCAUUCAUUUCAGAGCUGUUCAUUCCAUUCAUGAUUAUGAUAAAUCUCUAAAAUAAACUACUCCAAGACAUGUACCAGGAAAGCUUGGAUAACCAGAAACUAUAGAGUAUAUAAAUAUUCAAUUUAUUUAAGCAAACCUAUUGUAGAUAGACCUAGAUUCUCUCGUACUUGUUUUACAGAUCUAAAUAGAUAAACUCCUAGGUAUUGUAUAUUUAUAUAUCAUAUUCUAGACCUGAUAUUUUCUUUGGAAGACCUACUCCACAUCCUGAUAGAUUCACUUUCUUAAAUGUCACUAAUUCUUGGAGUAAAAUUCCAAAAACUCCUUCUGUUCAAUUAGAUAAAUAAUUAUCUAGAGAAUAAAUGAUCAUCUAUAAAAAGAAAUAAUUUGCACCAGAUUAUCAUCCUAAUUUUGAAUAUGGAAAAAAGUUUUUAUUUAUUCUUUAUUUCGUUUUUAGAUAAUUAGGUAGUUGUGGAGCUCCUUUUGAUAAACUCGAAAAAAGAAAAGACAUUAUGACUAAAAUUCCACCUUACAAUAAUGAAGCUUAUUUUGAAUUUGAUGUCUAUUCUAAAGAUCCAAAUAGUAAAUUAUUUAGAAAUCCCACUGCUCCCAACUUUGACAGAAUGUAAGAAAGAGAAAAAGAUGGAAAAUCCUUAUUACCAAGCUUUAUGUAGGUAAAUAUUAUAUAUUAAUUAGAAAUUUACUAAUACUCGUCUUGGACUUACACAUUUAACAUAAAAAAUGUUAGAAGUCAAUAAUUUUAGAGAUGGAAGAUUCUAAACUAUCACAUCUAGUUUUAUGCCUUCCAAAUUAAAAAAAAAAUAAAAACUUGAUGAGUCCAGCGAAGAAAUAGAAUAGUUUGAAGACUAAUAAUGA